GAAGUUGCCAAAUCGAAAGUGAAGUACGUCGAACAACUGAAGAAACAACUCAUCAGUCAUCAGAUCAAUCAAUGGUCAAUGACAUGUUGGCGUCAUUGAUUAGUGUACAUUACUGUACUUUCGACUUGUUUCAGAACCCAGCUGUGUUGCUUGCGAAAUAAAUAAUAUGGCUGGAAACACUGAGAACUCGCUGGUUGUACUGUACACCAUGGUCUUCAUGUUUUUUGCUGGUUGCUUCAUUGCUCCUCCAACCGAGUUUGUCUCUGCAGGAGUGACAGUGCAGAAUAUCUUUUCACAGUGGCUUGGCAGUGAAGACUUCAGCUUUAUCUAUUAUCACAUGAAGAGAAUAACUGCUACACUGAUUAUACAUAGCUUUAUUCCUUUAGGUUACUAUGUUGGACUUGGAUUGCUUUCUCCACAACUCAACUUGUUUUCUCUGGAUGAUGUGGGCAUGUUUUGGAGUGUUUUCUUACUCGGCAGCCUGAUUCUCCCUGGCUGUAUAUGUGCUGUUGCAAUCUAUUGGCACCAUGGGAAUUGCAACAAUCAUCCUCUAGCGAAGCAAUUGGCGCAGCUGGGCAGUGAACAUGACUCUUGGAGAGCUGUUGCUUCAUCAAUUAACGUGGAAUUCAGAAGGAUAGAUAAAUUUACAAGUGGAAUAUCUAGCCGUUUAGUAGCGGUGACAGACUCAUGGAUUAUAAAGACCUCGACCUAUUAUGUGUAUGUCGCUCAUCAAAGUGAUAUUCACUUGACUUUGUCAGAUGCUGAGGAGCACUCACUUUCAUACCAGACACAAACUGCUGUGCAAUAUCUAAAUAUAACGGUUGGACGUGUUGAAACUGGACUUCAACCUUUUACUAUUAGGUUAAACUCCAUGGAGUUGGGUGACUUGAAAGAGAAGCUGCAGGCCCCUAUUCGAAAUGCUCGCAACAUUGUGAUCCACCAAUCUCUUAGUGAUAUGUUCCUCAAGGCUUUCAGGGAACAGGUGGAACAGAACCCAACUUUCUCACCCCCACCAAGCAUGGAAAUUGAGCAGUGCAUUGGCUGCAUGCAGAAAGACUCCGAUAUAAAGCUGCAAAAACGGUGUGAGGAUACCGCCGGAGAGCAGGCUCCAGAUUCAGAGGCAUGCGUCCAGUGCUUCUGUCGUCCCAUGUGGUGUCUGGAGUGUGUGGGCAAGUGGUUCGCCAGUCGCCAGGACCAGCAGCGACCGGAGACCUGGUUGUCCAGCAAGUCACCGUGUCCAACAUGUAGAGCAAGAUUCUGUGUACUUGAUGUUUGUCGGCUAACCCAUAAUUCUAGCUGAAUCAUCCUCUUCCAUAAUAAUUUUAAUAUAUAUACGUGUACAUUAUAUAAAUGCCACUGCACAGAAGCCAUUACUUAUGUUUAUUUUGCUUUGAAAUGAUCAAUAAAGAACAGAAAUAUAAUGACU
Aplysia californica (California sea hare) is the source of this 1426-nucleotide messenger RNA. Its product is annotated as E3 ubiquitin-protein ligase TM129. Gene Ontology annotation, biological process: protein ubiquitination. The transcript has 4 exons. The record is from RefSeq and is a predicted model, not a curated record. Gene Ontology annotation, cellular component: endoplasmic reticulum; membrane. Lineage: Eukaryota; Metazoa; Mollusca; Gastropoda; Aplysiida; Aplysiidae. Gene Ontology annotation, molecular function: ubiquitin protein ligase activity. The coding region runs from base 167 to 1300 and encodes 377 amino acids.